GCUGCCGCUCCGGCGCCAGACACCCACGAGAGAAGAGCGAAUGUCAGAUUGGGAUAGAAACACCAUCGGCAUGAAUCACGUAUAGCAUCCCCCAUGCACCUCGGGAGUACAGUUCCCCUGCUGAAAUCGUUGUCUCCUCUCGUAGUAUAUGUUUUGUUUUGUUUCUUUUUUGCAUGAAUGAAGGGAAGAAUAUGGAAGUGACUACAUCAAAAAGCUUUCUAUUGCUCGCUCAGCUCGUGGUCAUCUGCCAGAUAGCUGAAGUGGUGCACGGAUACUUCAGAACCCAGCGCAAAUUCACAGAGGACAUUGACUGGUCCUACGCUGGAACACUUAACCAAAAGAACUGGGCCAAGAAGUACCCAUCAUGCAAUAAUGCCAAACAGUCCCCCAUAAACAUCGAGGAGGACCUCACCCAGGUGAGGCUUCAGUUUCAGCAGCUGAAGUUCGAGGGCUGGGACCAGCUGACCUCAGACACCACCGCCAUCAAAAACGACGGGAACACAGUUGCAGUAGACCUGAACGGAGAGUUCUUCCUGAGUGGAGGGGGGCUGAGGUCCAGGUUUAGGGUGGGCAGGAUCCAGUUCCACUGGGGCACGUGUAACGCCUCAUCUGAUGGCUCAGAACAUAGCCUCAAUGGCAUCAAGUUUCCACUCGAGAUGCAUAUUUUCUGUUAUGAAGGGCACAAGUUCAAAUUCAUUGAUGAUGCAUUCAAAGAUGGAGGAAAGAUCACAGCUCUGUCUGUCUUGUUUGAGGCCAGUCAUGAGGACAACGACAACUACGUGCCGAUUAUCAACGCCAUCAACUCUGUGAGCCGAUUUGACAAAAGCGACGUGGUAGAACCGUUCAGCCUGCGGAGCCUCCUGCCAAAUUCGACAGAGAAAUACUACACUUACAACGGCUCCCUGACCACGCCGCCAUGCUCAGACACUGUGGAGUGGGUGGUGUUUAAGAACACUGUGUCCAUCUCUGACAUACAGCUGGAGGUGUUCUGUGAGGUCAUGACCCAGCAUCAGGUUGGCUACGUUAUGCUGCUGGACUACCUGCAGAAUAACUUCAGGGAGCAGCAGGACCAGUUCAUGGGCCAGGUCUUCUCCUCUUACACUGGGACAGAGGAGGUUCCCAGUCCCAUUUGUAGCACAGAGCCAGAGAACGUGCAGGCAGAGCCUCACCCUGAGAACUACACCAGCCUGCUGGUGACCUGGGAACGGCCACGGGCGGUCUACGACACCAACAUCGAGAAGUACUCCGUUACCUACUGGCGGCUGGAGGGGGAGGACCCACCCAAGAGCGAAUACCUGACAGACGGAGACCAGGAUGUGGGUGCCAUAAUCCCGGACCUGGCGGGCAACACCAGCUACAGGGUGCAGGUGGUGGCGGUCUGCACUGGCGGUCUACAGGGCCGUGUGAGUGAUCAGCUGGUGGUGGAUAUGCCCCUGGACGACCCUGAAACAGAUCCUGAUCCGAUCUAUUUAGAUCCUGAUGAAAUUGAAGAGGAGUUUAAGGAGGAGAACCAGCCUAAUUUGUCUCAGGGCAGACCGGGCCUGAAGCAGGCCGGCACAUCGGCCCGAACCAUCACCAGCGACUCCCCCUCCAUUCGCAUCGCCGUGGAGACAGAAGGGCCGGGCUUCCUGUUUCCGGGCAGGAGGAGUACAACCACCCCGGCGGUGCGGAGGGUGACGGAGGAGAGCUCGCUGUCCUGGACGCGGGAGCAGACGGAGGGGCCUGUGGAGAGCCCCAGCACUAAGCAGACCUCCCUCCUCAGUCCUGCAGCGCAGCCCAAUGGCAGCGUCGUCACUGAUGUCUACUACGACGACGUCAUCAACAGCACAGCCUACGAGAACGCCACGGCCCCUACAGCCCCGCCUCUCGUCGGUCCGAACGAGGCCCCCAGCCCUUCGUGGGGCCCGUCUGGGGACGGCGUGACGUCGACCUCCGAGACCGACUCCGGCAGUGGCUUUGAAGAUACAGAGGACACCCCCGUUGCUGGUAGCCCCACCCCUUCCCUCGUGGAGGUACCGCCGCGGCCCACAAGCCCUGGCAGUCAGGUCCUCUCCAUCUCCACAUCCGCCUUCGGUAUCGUUCUCCCCCAGACCACCCAACCGGUGUCCAACGCUACAGCUGCCAGCACUUCCAGCCCCGUGCCCUUCUUCAGUUGGGCCACGCCCCUGAAUCCCCCGGCCCUGUCCCCCACGGCGUCCCCCACGGCCCUGUCCUCGGACCCCCCCCUCUAUCUGGACAGCCAGGUAGACAGUAGCGCCUCAGGGUCCACCCUGUAUGUGGAGUCGCCAGGGAGCGGAGAGUUAGAUCAGGAGUGGGAGCGGGGCCAGACGGCAUCCCCCGAGGCAGGAAGCAUGUCCUCGUUCGCCCUCGCGGCCUCGCCCACUGUGCCAGUCCCUGUCGCCAAGGCGACAGCGAGCACUGUGGACGAUGGCAGCGGAGGCGACCGGCCGUCCUCUUUCUACUUCGAGAGCGAAAAUGGGACUGACGUGGUGGUCAUGGAGACCAAGGGGCUGGGGACGCUUGCCGGAGGGGAGGAAGAGAGCGGUUCCGGGAGUCUCUACGACAACGAGACGUCCUCGGACUUCAGUAUACCCGAGUACGCGGAGACGGAAUCUGAGGAAGCAGCGGAAGCAGAGGCCAGUAACAGCAGUCACGAGUCUCGCAUCGGCCUGGUCAGACGAGACGAGAGGGAGAGCAAGGUCUUCCUUCCCCUGGCGGUGGUCUCGGCUCUUACCUUUCUCUGUCUGCUGGUACUGGUGGGGAUUCUGGUCUACUGGAGAAAGUGCUUCCAGACAGCCCACUUUUACAUAGAAGACAACACCUCGCCCAGAGUCAUCUCUGCCCCAGCCACACCUAUGCUGUUAUCUGCAGAUGACCACAAAGCCUUUCCUGUGAAAGAGUUUGUCAGGCAUGUGGCGGAGCUUCAUGACACAAGCUCAUUCUCGCAGGAAUUUGAGAUAUUGAAAGAGUGUUACCAGGAGGUCCAGGCCUGCACGGUGGAUCUGGGGCUGACCUCAGACAGCUCCAACCAUCCUGACAACAAAAGCAAGAACAGAUACAUCAACAUCCUGGCAUAUGACCACAGUCGAGUUCGACUCUCAGCUAACUCCGACAGAGAUGUGAAGGGUGGAGACUACAUUAACGCAAACUACGUGGAUGGCUUCAGCAGACCCAGGGCCUACAUCGCAGCCCAGGGCCCACUGAAGUCCAGCACGGAGGACUUCUGGAGAAUGGUCUGGGAGCAGAACGUGGGGGUCAUCAUCAUGAUCACCAACUUGGUGGAGAAGGGGAGGAGGAAGUGUGACCAGUACUGGCCACUGGAAACUCAGGAGGAGUACGGCUGCUUCCUGGUGACACUGAAGAGCACCAGAACCCAGGCCUUCUACACACAGAGGACGUUCACACUGAGGAAUACCCGUGUCAAGAAGGGCUCUCAGAAGGGCCGGGGGCACGAGCGGACUGUGAUCCAGUACCACUACACGCAGUGGCCUGACAUGGGCGUCCCAGAGUACGCCCUGCCUGUGCUCACGUUUGUGCGCAAGUCUUCCCUGGCCAGGGCGGGCGACAUGGGGCCUGUGGUCGUCCACUGCAGUGCUGGAGUGGGUAGGACUGGAACCUACAUUGUUCUGGACAGCAUGUUACAGCAGAUUAAGGAACAGGGAACGGUCAACAUCAUCGGCUUCCUUAAACACAUCCGCACGCAGAGGAACUACCUUGUGCAGACCGAGGAACAGUACGUCUUCACCCACGACACCCUGGUGGAGGCCAUCUUGAGCAAGGAGACAGAGGUUCCAUCCAGCUGUAUCCACGCCUACGUCAACGACCUGCUGACCCCAGGGCCUUCCGGAACGACGCGCUUGGAGAAGCAGUUCAAGUUAAUAACGCAGUCCAGUGCCAAGCAGCAUGACUAUUCUGCAGCCCUCAAACAGUGCAACAGAGAAAAGAACCGGAACUGCUCUCUCAUUCCUGUGGAGAGGUCCAGAGUCUGUCUGUCAACUCUGGCAGGAGAGACUUCCGACUACAUAAAUGCCUCCUACAUCAUGGGGUACCACCACAGCAGUGAGUUUAUUGUGACCCAGACACCGCUUCCUAGCACCACAAAGGAUUUCUGGAGGAUGAUCUGGGACCACAACGCCCAGGUCAUCAUCACGCUGCCUAGUACACAGGGUCAGACAGGGGAGGAGGAGUGUGUCUGGCCCUGCAGUGACCGGCCAAUUAGCUACGAGACAUUCACGGUCACCUUCGCCCGAGAGGACCACAUAUGCCUGCCCAACGAGGAGAUGCUGGUAGUGCAGGACUUUGUUCUGGAGGCCACGCAGGAUGACUAUGUCCUGGAAGUGAGGCAGUACCGGGCCCCACACUGGCCCAGCCCAGACAGCCCCAUCAGCCACACCUUCGAGCUGAUCAGAACCAUCAGAGAGGACUGCGGCUCCCGGGACGGGCCUGUCGUCGUACAGGACAAAUUUGGCGGCGUCACUGCUGGAACAUUCUGUGCCCUUACAACCCUGGUGCACCAGCUUGAGGAGGAGAACUCCAUCGAUGUGUAUCAGGUGGCCAAGAUGAUCAACCUAAUGAGGCCAGGAGUCUUCACUGACAUUGAACAGUACCAGUUCCUCUACAAGGCAAUUCUGAGUUUGGUGAGCACCAGGGAGGAUGAGAGAAUGCUUCAGUCUACUGACAACAACGGGACCAUUCUGGGGAGUUCCAGCAACGCUGCGGAGAGCCUGGAGUCGCUGGUUUAACCACGGAGAUGCCUGCUCAGACCAGCGCAUCCUCUAAGCCAGGGCAGUGUGCAUCCAUACCGCUGUUUCAUGAAAGAAUGCGCUUUCUCUCAAUCCCUCUCUUUUCCGUCUCUAAAUGAUAUGACUACUACUGCUGGACAUGUUAUGGUCUUGUAAUGUGUGCCUUUACAUGAUUCAUAUUGUUCUUUUUAACUGCUUUCAUACAAGUUUAAUGUAGACUAAUUUUAAAUGUUUUGUGUGGGUUUUUUUUUCCUGAAAAAAACCAGAAGGUGGCUGUAGUCUUGCCUGGUGUUAGGGGGCCCUUUGUGUAAUUUUUCCUAACAGCGUCCCCUAAAUUGUAAUUUCAUGGCAACCAGCUACAGAACAAAAAGGAAGGAAAAGCAGAAAACUUUGCAACGAUCUGCUUUAUUAGUAUGAUUGUAGACACCGUGAAUUUGAGCAAAGCUUCUUUUCCCAUGAUGACACUGUAAAUACAACUCUUCUUAGUGAAGUCAUGCCUGUGAGGUCAGAGUGGAAUACAGUAGGUACAUUAAAUAAUAUUCUAAUAUGUAAAUAGUAUUAUAGUGACCAAGUCAAUGGACCAAAAUUCUAUUUAUACUUCUAGAUUUUUAUAUUUUACUACAGAGUUGGUUUUCUAGUCAAUUUGAGGCACGACCCUGUUCUAAUUUAGUUAAACGUUUAAUGUUUUUAAUAUUUCUGAUAUUGCAGCAUUUCUGUAUUUUGUAAUAUGAACUUAAUAUGAAGCAUGGAAUUUUGAUCAUUCUUUAGUUGUUCACGAGAGCCAUUUCUGCAGAUGUAGAGUUAGGAACACAGAAGGCAGGAGGAAGGUGUACGAAGUUGGAAAGUCCCUCAGUGAUUCUUCCUUUGGUUGGUUGUAUUGAAACAAGGUGAAACUGUAAUAAAGAUGAGAAUUUCAAGCUA
Conger conger (European conger) is the source of this 5663-nucleotide messenger RNA. RefSeq names its product protein tyrosine phosphatase receptor type Z1a (gene ptprz1a). Gene Ontology annotation, biological process: peptidyl-tyrosine dephosphorylation. The transcript has 31 exons. NCBI's taxonomy places the organism in Eukaryota, Metazoa, Chordata, Actinopteri, Anguilliformes, Congridae. Bases 174 to 4742 code for a protein of 1522 amino acids. The record is from RefSeq and is a predicted model, not a curated record. Gene Ontology annotation, molecular function: protein tyrosine phosphatase activity; protein binding.